GAAGCAGCCCCAGCCCGGGACGGGGAGCGCAUCCUGCUCAGCCUCUGCCGCCAGAGGAACCACCGCCGCACUCCUCCCUCCUCCUUCCCUCGUUCAGCAGGCCACAUGGAUCCGAGAGGCCGUGCCCCUCUUCUGCUGCUGGCGGGCUGCCUGGCGCUCGCCCUGGCAUGGGCUCAGUGCCCCGAGGAGUGCACCUGUUCCCGGUCGGCGCAGGUGGAGUGCUCCAGACCCCACAUCUCGGCCAUGCCCGGCCCCCUGCCCGCCAACGCCAUGAGCCUGCAGGUGAUCGGCACCCAGCUGACGGAACUGGGGGCGGGGGCGUUCGGCAAUGCCUCUCUGCUCAUCGCCCUGCGGAUGGAGAAGAACAGCCUGGCGCGCCUGAACCCUGACACCUUCCGGGGCCUGGUCUCCCUCCGCUACCUGAGCCUCUCCAGCAACCGCCUCCAGGAGCUGCCCGCGGGCGUCUUCCGCAGCCUCGACAAACUGGAGUCGCUCCUGCUCUCGGGGAACCAGCUCCUGCGUCUGCACCCGGCUCACUUCAGCCGCCUGGGCGCCCUCAAGGAACUGCAGCUGCACGGCAACAGCCUGGCGUCCGUCCCUCCGGGGGCCUUUGACCACCUGCCCUCCCUCCUCAAGCUCAACCUGGCCAAGAACCGGCUCUCCCGCCUGCCGCCCGGCCUCUUCGCCCACCUGGGCCACCUGCAGGUGCUGCGGCUCUACGAGAACCAGCUGGCCGAGGUGGCCCCCCGUGCCUUCACCGCCCUCCCGGAUCUGCAGGAGCUGGGCUUGCACCAGAACCGGAUCCGGCACCUGCCCGACGGGCUCCUCUCAGCCAACCGCCGGCUGCAGAAGCUCCACCUGUCCAACAACCGCUUGGAGAGCGUCCCGCAGGGGCUGCUCCUGGAGCUUCCCGAGCUCUCCCGCCUCUCGCUCUUCGGCAACGCGCUCCGGGAGCUCCUGCCGGCCACUUUUGGCCCCAUGCCACGGCUGAAGGAGCUGUGGCUCUACGACAACCAGCUGGCCGAGGUGCCCGCCGGGGUCUUCGCCAACCUGACAGAGCUGCAGCUGCUGGUGCUGAGCAGGAACCGUCUGCGCUCGGUCUCCCCGCUGGCCUUCGAGGGGCUGGGGGAGCUUCUGGAGAUCUCCCUGCACACCAACCAGCUCCACACCCUCGACGGGGAGACGUUCCGGGGCCUGGGCAAGCUGCAGAAUGUCUCCCUGCAGAACAACCGGCUCGUCUCCCUGCCGGAGCGCCUCUUCCGCAGCACGCCACACCUGGUGAACCUCCAGCUGCACAACAACUCCCUGGAGAGCCUCCCGGCGGGCAUCUUUGAGCAGCUGCCCCGCCUGAGGGAGAUCAAGAUGCACGACAACCCCUGGCGCUGUGACGAUGCCCUGCUGGCUCUCGGGCGCUGGUUGAGGGAGAACGGUGCCCGCCUCGGGGCCAGCCGCCCCGUCUGCGCCUGGCCUCCCUCCCUGCAGGGGCAGCCUAUCGCCGAGCUGGAGGAGGAGCACUUUGGUCCGGCACAGAGCCCAGAGGCCACCGAGGGGCCAACAAUGGCCCCCACCUCCGGCCAGGCGGAGGUCCCUGAUCAGGACACGAGCCCAGAGACGGUGAUGCCCACACAUGCCCAGCCGCCCCUGGACCACGAAGGCGGCAGCGCAGAGGCAGAGCAGGAGUUUUCCACAGCAGCCACCGGGGUGCUCAGCCCAGGCGUUGCGCCAGCCGAGGGUGGCAUCUGGGGCUUGACGCGCACCCAGACGGGGGUGGUGGUCACCUGCCUGGUGGUGGGCUCUGCCUUGCUCCUGGGGGCGCUGCUGGCGGGGGCCGUCUAUGGGUACAGGAGGAAGGCCCGCCGGGACCUCGCCAAGGCAUAGAAGGGCGCUCAGGAGAGCUGGCCAA
Molecule: messenger RNA, 1903 nt
Organism: Zootoca vivipara (common lizard)
Lineage: Eukaryota; Metazoa; Chordata; Lepidosauria; Squamata; Lacertidae
Gene: LRRC15
Product: leucine rich repeat containing 15
Cellular component (GO): plasma membrane
Molecular function (GO): protein binding
Source: RefSeq, a predicted model, not a curated record